Messenger RNA from Prorocentrum cordatum, 2203 nucleotides. The record is from the annotation of a GenBank genome assembly. NCBI's taxonomy places the organism in Eukaryota, Dinophyceae, Prorocentrales, Prorocentraceae.
CUGCUCGCCUCCCCGUCGCCAUUUUGGCUCAAGCGCCGCGCGGCGCGCCCCGGGGGGUGGCUUCGGGGUCUGGCGCCGCCGCGGAUGGUCGAGAGCAGGGCGCCAGGCGCCUGCGACGCGGUGUUGCGCGACGAUGGAGCGCCAGAUGAGCUCGAGCAGCGAUGAGAGCUCCGGGAUGCCAGACAGUCUGCACGGUGCCAGCCCCUUUCCGCGCCUGCCGCAGGGAGCACACCAGGAACUACAGGAGGCCCAGCAGGCGCUUGCCCAGCCUGGACCCAUACACUUCUGCGCGCGACAGCCUGGGCAGCUCGAACGGCUCCACCCUGGUCGACAGGCGGCGCUGCGCGACGGUCCAGGGGCCGAUGCCCGAGUACGACCCGGAGGAGGGGAAGCCUUUCGACGACCCACACUCGCGAGGCGUGCCUGCGUGCCCGGACUCGGUGCAGAGUUUCUCGAACAAGGCAGCUGAGCACUACCUCUCGGCGUGCGGGCGCUACUCGCUGACGCCGAACGGUGGCUCCCUGCUGUGCCUCUCGAUGGGGCUUGCGAUGUUGGAGGCCGACGACACGCUGACCAAUCUGGCCUUGGUGCCCCUGUGCGCCGCCCUGCUGGACGCGCCGUUCGUGAGGCACCUGAAGCUGUCGGGCCACCCCGUGAACGACACCGGGGCUGCCGUGCUCUCGCUGGUGCUGCCAGGCUGCCCCUGGAUCAAGGAGCUGGAGCUGGAGCGCUGCGGCAUCAGCGGCGUGGGCCUCCAGUCACUGUGCGAGGCGAUCCCGAAGUCGGGCGUCAGGCGGUUGGUUCUCCGAAGGAACCUGCUGCGGCAGAGCGCCAAGGAGGCAAACGCCGCCCUGGCGCACGUCGUGCUGGCGGCAAAGCGUCUGCAGAUCCUAGACUUGCAGAGCUGUGGCCUCCAGUCAGCCGGCAUGCGAGAGAUAAAGAAAGCCGUGGCGACGCGGGAGGACAAAGGCCUGCCGCCGAUCGGCGUUGCGUUUGAGGGCAAUUUUGUCCUUGUGGAGGUUAUGAAUUCGCUGACGCACGGCGCCUGUGCGCUGGUCUGCUUGGAGGCGUGGCGCCGGCUACACGGGCUCAUCGUGCAGGUGUGCCAGACUGAGUCUGUAUUCGCUCUAACGUUCUAUAUUGUGUCGAUGUUGUUGAUGUUCACAGGUUCGACAUUGUAUCAUUCCACAUUUUCUUUAACGAAUCUGACAUGGUUCUUUAUGAUAAUUGAUCACUGCGCCAUUUAUUUCUUGAUCGCCGGCACAUAUACCGCAGUGCUCGUUAUGGGUUGCCGCGACGAAACGACGAUUGAGGUCACGUGGGGCGCCCAUAUCCACGUUGUAGUUUAUUGGGCUUGUGUCGCCAUCGGCGUCGUAAUGGAACACAUCCAUUCCCCAGUGAAGACCGCCUGGUACACGAGGUGGAAGUUCUUGCUUCUCAUGUACGUGGCGCUCGGCUUCGGCGGGGUGCCCUACAUAUCAUCAUGCAGCCUCGUGAUAAAAGCUGGCGUCAUGCCGUUGCUGGAAGUUGGUGGACUAACGUACGUUGUCGGCAUCGUCUUCUUUCUGCUUGACAAGAAGUAUCCUUCGAUGCACGUCAUUUGGCAUGUCUUUGUGGGCGCGGCGGCGUUCGUACAUUUUGCGGCCGUUUGGCAGCUCACCCAGGCAGUAAUAACGCUGACAAGCGGCCACCAUUCUUGCCAAAAGAUGCGGGAUGAUCCGUUGUCUGGUCUAGCAAAUUUAAUUUCGUAGCACGCAGGAUUUGCGCAGGCGGGGGACCAGCUGGGGACGACAACGACAGCAUACUCUUUGCGCACGGAAUGUGCCAUGCUCAGGAUUUUGGCGACCUCAGGUGCCUUGACAUGGUCGAACUUUCGGGUGCCAUCUGGCGAUGAUGUCUUGCACGCGUGGGGUUCUAAUGUUGGUGCAGGUGUCAGUUGCCCUCGCCCUGCUCGUCUGCCGAUUUGCGAGCAGAGGGCGUUCCCAAGAGACUUGUGGCGGUAUUUUGGCCAUCGGAGCUGUCUGGGCUGGAGGCUUGAUGCCCAGCGCUCUCCGUCGUGGGAGACUCGGAACUCAGACCGAUGCGGUUUCGCGCGGCCUUUUUUAAAAAAAGCACCCUGCUCGCCUCCAGAGGGUGCCCUCUGGCCUCUUGGGUCUCGACGGCUCUGCGAUGGGAAGCGCGACGCUCCCACGCCAAGACGUCG